CAAAGUGUGCGGUGCGAGUGUGCGCGCGUCGGCUGGCGGGAACAAAUGAAACGGCGAAAUGGACGAACCUUAAGUUUACUGUAAUUACUUAAUAUUCGAUACAAUUCAAGCGGGAAUGAAGACCAAACGAGGCAGAACGUCACAGAAGAAUAACUAUGCCGUUUAUUCAGCGCGUUGUCGAGCCGAUUUACCUGAGCCGGCAGAUUUCCCACGAGGAAGAAAUCGCGCCGGUGGUUACGGAACAUGAACUGGAAGCAGUGACGAAUAAUACGCUCAGCAAUGCGUUGCGACAGUUGGCUUCGCUAGUUGUUAUAGCGAACGAUAUAUUCGAUGACCUCGCUAAACAGCUUCAAGAUGUUUCCGAAAGGGCGGCCAAACUACGGACAAGGACUGACCUCGUCGAGGAGAAGGUGUCUACGUUCGAUCCCAAAACUGUCACAGUCCCGGAGGGCGACCUGUGCGACUUCAGCGCGCGCACCACGCACUUCGCGGCGCGCCGCGACGCGCCGCAGGCUCUGUUCUCGGCGGAGACGCGGCCGGCCGCGGUGCGCCGGCUGUACGAGUCUGCGGCGCGCACGCCGGUGCCGCUGAUGCGCCAGCUGGACCGCCACCGCGAGGACGGCCGCCGCUGCUCGCGCUUCUUCCUCUGCACGCCCGUGCUGGGGCAGCGCCGCCGCCGGCACGCGCGCCUGCGCAGCGCCGACAUCGACAUCGAGACGCGCACCCCGGCGGCGGUGGCGGCGCUGAGGCGCUGGACGAGCGCCGAGGCGCUGGGUGACGUCACGGUGCUGCCAGACUGCAGCGUGCGGCUGCCCCCCGCCAGCGACGCCGACGCCGACGAGACGGACCACCGCCUGCCGUCGCCCGAGGAGCAGCUCGCCACGGUGGCGCUGAGGUUUCCGGGCCACAUGGUCGCCGUGGACGUGUCGGGGCGCGCCUUCCAGCGGAUGUCGCUGGUCCGCAGGUCGCAGCAGCUGGGCCCGGGGGCGGGCCGGGAGGUUAUUGUUAUUGUCAUUGGAAAUUUGUGCUCGGACCUGCUGUCGCCGCGCCCGUCCACGUCCGCGUCGUCGACGCCCGAGGGCGACUCGGGCUCCGGCACCGGCAAGAAGCUGUCGCACCUGCGCAGCCUGAAGCAGUGGGCGGGCAGGGCCAAGCUGCGGCUGACGCGCCGAGACUCCACCCCCACCCCGACACCCGCUGCCGCCCCCGGGCCGACCCCAGACGCCGCCCCCGCCGCUCCUGCACCGCCGCCGAUGCCGACGCAACCGUCCGGAUCGCAGCCCCACACCGACCACGCCGUCAACGUCUACGAAAGCGUCGGUUCCCAUCUGCCUAUCGCCGCGUCCUCGGGCCCGCUGAGCGUGGCGGUGAAGCUGCGAGAGAAGCGCGACCAGGCGCCGCCGCUGCACUCCUCGUCGGGCAACUGGUCCGCCAGCUCGGAGAGCGGCCGCGCCUCCCUGGGCUCCAGCACCAGCACCAGCCACCAGCCCAGGUCGACGACGACGGUGUCGUCGGCGACGGGCGCGGGCCACGCGCUCAACACGUCGGCCAGCUCGUCGGGCACGCUGACGCCCGACCUGGCGGCGAGCAUCGCCGACCAGGACUCGAGCUCGGUGUACUCGUGCGACACGGAGGGCUACUACACGUCGUUCCACCUGGACAGCGGGCUGAAGCCGCUGCGCGAGGAGGACCCGGUGGCGGUGGCUGCGGCCGCGGCCGGCUGCCCGCCCCUGGCGCCGCCCGGCGUCGCGCUGGGGCCCACCGGGACGCUGCUGCCGCAGCAGGCGCUGCACUCCACCUGCGCGCUCUCCACCGGCGGCUCGCCCAACCGCACGCUCACCGCCGACUCCGAGUACGAGCUCUUCGGCAAGGGCUCCACGAGCACAACAACCAGCUCUGCAGGCACCGUCUGCACGACGCUGCAGCUGUCGGAGGGCAGCCCCGCCACGGGGCCAGCUGUGCCCGAGCGCAAGAGCUCACUGCUGGUGGCUGCUGACGUGCAUGCGGACUCCCCCGAUUCAGGCCACAACACCUCCAGUUCACCAGCGCAAUCUGCCAGCCCGCCUGGCACCCUUACUGUCAGGUCACGGUCACGAUCAUCGGACUGCGACUUCUCCGAGUCUGACCUGGAGGCAGUAGAGCGUGUUGAGCGCAUCCGCGUGAAGACAGCCAUCAAUUCGAGCCGCAUCCCAUCCAUGUGUGUUAUCACACCACCACAGUCAGAUGAUGAGGCAGGCACAGGUGCCUCUGCGCCUUCAUCUCCACCCAUGCAGCAACGGGCACCACAGACAGGCAGGCGGCCAGCUUAUGAGAAGCAGCUUAGCUCUGAUUCAGAGUCCGACUGGGCCGCUAUUGUGCGCAAGGAGCGCAGGCCGCAUCUCAACCUCAACGGUGUCAUCGGAAAGGUUAAGGACGCCUUCACGGGAAAGAAGUCGCCCGAGUCGCAGCCUGCUCCAGCUCACUCGCCGGCACCGACGACGACGGCCACGGCUCAACAGGACGCGGGCGACUAUGUGACCAUUGCUGACGUGCGGCCUCACACCAAUUACAAGCCAAGCUCGCCGCGGCUCUACUCGAACACAGCAGUGGUGGCAGCGUGCCGACCGACGGAGUACGUCUCCCUGAAUGAGCUGCCACCACCUGAGACGACGAGGUCCGGUGCCCCUCUGGCUGCCUCUCCACCGCCAGGCGACUCCCUGGAGCGACGGCGCCGUCAGGGUGCCCGAGUCACGCUUGACUCUGAAGGCCGUGUUGUUUACUCCUCAGACAGCCUUCGGCGGCGUGGCAAGACAGGACACACGACCUUCGAGCCAGGCCCGUAUGUCAAGGAGCCUUCAGCAGCGGGCAGCCCCAUGAUGGGCCACCGCACUGCUGCCACCACCAGCCACCCGCCGCCCACCUCUCCGCAGCUGGGCAAGGUGAUCAUCAGAGCAGCCACACCCGCCACCUGUGUUUCUGCACAGCGUCCGCUGUCACCGCCACCUGCGCAGCAGCAACAACAACAGCAGCAGCAGCCACAGCAGCAGAGGCCUGGGGCCUACGUUAAUGUGCAGUCUCCUACGCGCAGUGCACCAGACAAUCGUGACACCGAGGAAGGUAAGGUCCCUCCCCUGCCAUCAGACCCCAAACUCCCACCCUUCCUGCGCCACGCAGAUCCAGCACUGUACGACCGCAUCAGCGGCAGCGCCCCGGGCAGCUCGAGGGUUAAGCGCAGUGACAGCUACCGUCUGGCCAACUCGCCCAUCCUGCUGCCUGCCAGAAAGGUAAAUCGCGAUAUUCUUCUGAAUUCCACAUUUGAGGCUGGAACCCGGAAAGAACAGGCUGGCAAUGGCCGCCUACCUAGCAGCAGGGAACAGUCGACCACCCUGGAAAUGACACCACACAAGAGCCAGCAGCACGAGUUCUCCCGGGCACGACAGCAGGUAGCUAGAGUCCAGGACUCGCCAACCCUGUCGAGUGGUCGGUCCUCUCCAGCAGAUGUCGACGUCAGGCAGGUAUCAAAUCCCAACUUGUUGGGGCGCAGGUUCUAUGGUGCUCAGGUCCGUGUCGAUCCCGAGUUGCUCUCAGGUGUGCGAGCUGCAGGAAAGCGGUCAGUCGUUCCUGUGCCAGCUGACACGGAGCGUGCAAAGGUGCUUUCGAAUAAAGGUAAUGACCAUGACACUGAGAUAUGUGGGAACAUGGGACGAAAUCCAACUUAUGGUAAGGAACCACCAAGGUACGGCUAUUCUCCACAUGCAGUGUGGUCUAAUACUACUGAUCACACACAGCAUGUUCCAUAUUCAGCUCCUCCUUACUGGACACUACCUGCCAGAAGAUCACAAGAUAAAUUGGACAUGGAGAGUUCAGGAAAACAAAUCAAUCCAAUGCAGCAAGAUCCAGGCAGCAGACGUUUCAACACUAUAGCUACCAGUAGCUGCAGGAAUUACGUAGACAGUCAAAGAAGUAAUGAACACAAAAACACGAUGCCGUAUCAGUACAACGUGUGUGCAACGCAACUUUACUCAAAUAUACACAGAGUGCCAGUGACAACAACAAAUACACAUUCUGCAUGUGGCAUGCCAGCUUCUGUUCCUAAAAUGCCUGAAACAAUGCCACAAAAUUCUCACCUUGCUCUGUCUAAUCAACAACGGCAACAAACAGAGAACACAAGGCAAGCAUUCUUCUCUUCUACGCCAACUAAGAGCGGAACGAUGUCCAUGGACAUGAGUACAAAUUUCUCACCAAUUCCAAAGCAAAGUUUGCAAAAUGACAAUGGAAACACAUUCAAGGCAUACAGCAACACACAUUUGCAAGUAAACCAUGUGAGAGUUGGGUCUCCACGUCUUAUAUCACCACCUCGAACAUCGAUGACAUCAGAAGAGAUCUUUGCUGCAAUUCACAAGUCAAAAAAGCGUUUAAAUAUAAAAACAGAUUCAGACAGUUAUAGCAGGAGUGCUUCCCCAUCUUGCUCCUCUGCAACUAGUCUCUCACCUGGAAGUUCAGAAUCCUCUCUCUGUGGACUUCAGGGAAGAGCUGCAAAUAGGUACACACCUGAAACAGGGACAUUCAACAACAGAAAUGAAAAUGGUAGAAAUCGCCACAGCUGGUCACCAAAUGCAAGUGAAGAAGAAGUUCUGCAUCAGUCGCUGAACUCGAGGUCACCUGUGCAACUUCCUGGGUCUCGACAGAGUUGGGCCUGUGACAGGUUGGCUUCUAUCCAGCAAACAUCUAGAAAUGAUUUUAAGAGACUCUUACUGCAGCAAAGCAGCAAAUCAAAUAUUUCUAGCAUAACAGGCUACCCUGGGACCAAACUAUCUGCUGUGGAACAGCUGAGGUUGUCCCGUCAGAAAAUGGUUUCUGCAACAAUCAACACUAAUGGCUGGAACUCAUCCAGAAGUCCUGUGGAGAAGCGUAAUGGUGGACCCAAGUUGUUAUCUUCCCCUAGGACAUUAGCAACAUGGAAGUUCUCUUCACCAAGAACAGACGUCCUCUCCUCUACAAUACCAGAAGAUUGUGCAGAGGACGAGGACACGUCAAAUUCACCACAAAAUAGUCCCUCAAGGCAACAGCAGUCAAAGUUAGCAAGCACUGCAACAAGCAGUCGUGGGACUACUUUGAUGAAUCCCUCAGUGCGGAGGCCUUUGAGUGACUCUUUUGGCACAGACAGACUUACUCAACCAUCAAAUGUGGAAGCCAAUAAGACUGGAACUUCGAGGUACCAAACUAGUAUACAACAAAAAUCAAAUCUUCCAGGACAGAGUGUAUUGAACACUAAUGCAAAAAAUUCCACAGCAAGUAACAGGCUUUUAUUUUGCAACUCAAAAGUUCCUCCAGUGAGAUCACCAGAAAUGUUUUCAAAACAAAAUAUUAAGGAAAAUGUAAAUUCAAACCAGAUAAAUAAUGUAAGGACUUAUACUAAUAAUCAGAUAAAAACAGAUAACCAUAAUCGCAUGUUAAAUACCGAGUUCAAAUCACCACAACUUAUUAUGCAGCAACAAAGCCUGUUAAAUGCCUGCACCCCAAAGAGACAAUCCAAUGACAAAACAAAAACAAAUUAUUAUAAUGGCUCACCAGGCAGGUACAUUUUAGGAACUCUUGAAUCAAAGAGCCCCUCGCCGACUCUGGAAACUGCCCUGUAAGCAUUUUCCAGUGUUAUACUGAGUUUUACUGCCUACAAAACUAUGGUGAAUGCACAUGACAAUUCUGGUUAGUAGUUAAUCCACCUGUGAAAAUGAAAUUAGGUAUGGGACCACCACAUUUAUGAACUAAAAGCUGUUGCUCAGAUGAACCAUGCCUUGUAACAUUGCUGCUGUAUAAAGUGAUGGGUAAUCAAACCCGGUCUGGAAAUGUAUGAUACUUAGCACUGACCUACAUUAUAUUGCAAACACUGUGUGCUGGUGAUUUAAUUAUGUGAUAUGAACAUCUCUCUUAAGAGUGUAAAGUCAUUUAUGCAGUCAAAUUUACAGAAGAAAAAAAUUGCUGGACUGUGCCGAACUUGUAAAACGAGUUCACCAUUAUGGUAAUAAUUGUAUUUGUGUAUAAGUAAAACUUAGUCUAGUCCAGAAUUUAAAAUCAAUUCUGCACAUUACCAUGCACAGUUUUCUUUUAAAUUAUUUUGUACAAUGAGAAUAUUGUAUUUCCUAUUUUUAAUGUACAGAGAAGCAGCAAAAUUUACUUGAAACAAUUUUUUAUAUUUAAACUGGACUAUGUCAAUUUUUAACAAUAAAUGUUAUCCACAAUAUUGUAAUAUUGACUGCGCCUGGAAAAAAAACUGCAAACACUUUGAAAGUGCACAAUAAAUACAAAAUAUAACUUUUAUGUUACAACAGAAACAAUGUAUUUUCAUAGUAAAAGUCUCAUGAACGCAAUGAUUUCCAGAAAUGUGAAACAAGUUAAUAUGGCACUGUUGUAGAAAUGUGUAGUUUAAACACUGUGCAAUAAUUACAAAUAUAAAAUCAACUCAUCUUCAAGCAUACAUUAGUCAUACAGCAUUGAUGAACAUCAAAAACUUCUAUCACAUUAAUUAAUUUGUAUUGUAUACUAAAAAAAAACUUCAGUACAGAACAAACAGUGCCUAUUAUCACUUUUUUGUACUAUGCAAGAGAAGUAAUUUGUGAAUUCAGCAAAGAGUUUGUAACUUCUAAAUUAAGAUGAAUUUACUGCUUCAUCUGUGCUCAGAGAACAGAGUAAUAUAUUAUAUAAAAAUUUUAAUAUAUACAUGAUACUGUAAUGAUGAUGUAAAGAGAACUGACUAGAAGAAUUUAAUUUUCAAUGGGUCAUGGCUUAAAUACAAACAAAAGAAAUGUAACAAAAUAGUUAUUAAUUUGAUGCCCUCGAUUUCUAAGCUCCCUCUGCAGUGAAUUCUACUGUGCUUAUAAACUCAAUAAACUGAAAAACAAGUGCCCCUCAGCAUAAUGCCUCUUUCUAAUGGGGCCUUAGAGGUACUGAUGUAUGUCAAAAUUUUGACAGCAAUAUCCUUAUAAAUAGCAUAAAAUGAGUUCACAUCACUUGAGAAGCGGCUUUUGUGUAACAUACCUUCAACUGCUAUAUGUUUCUAGAACUAUAGAUACUUGUACAUGUAAGCAAUACCCUGCUAAUGUUAUUAGGUGUACAAUGAAGUAAGCUCCUGUGGUUAUGAGCUACAAGUAAAACAUUUUUAAAUCUGUAAUGCAGAAUGAAGUAUAAAUGAAUACCAAGAAAGCUACUACACACAUUAACAAAAUGGUAAGAAAGUGUUGACAAAUAUAUAGGCACAUAAACAACAUGCUAAAUAUUGUAACUCAUAGUGUGAACUUAUAUUCUUCAGCAUACAGACUCAGCAGCUACAUUAUUCUGAUGCUGUAAUGUGUGUGUGUGUGUGUGUGUGUGUGUGUGUGUAAAAUGACUACAGUUAUCGAGUUUCCAUGUUCAGCCUCUACAGCUAAGACCGUUUAUUAUACGGUCUGAGGCUAUCUUGAUUAUCUGGAUCCAUUCAAUCAUUUUAUUAAAUGAGAACUAGCAAAACUAGGAAGGAGAUGGAGAUUUUUACUUGCCAGCUGAAACAAGAGCAGGGCUGAAUGUUGAGUCUUUCCAUGCUAGUAACUAGAUACAAAUAUGAGGACAGGCAAACAAUAACAUACUACUGAACAGUGAGUGACAAACAGCACAUGCACAAAAGCAUACAUGCAUGCAAAGAGAGAGAGAUUAUACUAAAGAUAGAAAAAUAAUGUAAGUUAGAAAGCCAGUGUAUUUACAUCUCACUCAGCAAUAUUUUCAAGUGAGGGGGUUGUCUGUCUGAAAUUUUUUGUAUGAUUUCCAAAUGAAAAAAAAAGAAAAAUGAAUUGAUGGAGGAAAGAAGUUAUACAAAUCAUUGAAUCAUGAUUGAAAUUAGGGAUGGCAAAAGUGAAAUCAGAAUUUCUCAUUAUUCAAAUCCAUCCUACAUUGCACAAUUUUUUGACUUCACAUUCAUAUGAGUCAUGUGAUUAGCUGUUGUAGACUGGACCGCUUCUGGUACUAAAGUGAGUACAAUUCCACGAUUUUGAAAUUUUUUAUUUCAAAAUGGCUCUUCUUAUCAUUGUUCCAACUUUUUCAUUUGUCACGAAAUAUAAAUAAAAGAGUAGCAUGGAGAGCUGCAUCAAACCAGUCUCAGGACUGAAGACAACAACAUAAAUAAAAGUAUUUUCACACUGUCUAAAUUUAAUAAUUAUAGACAUGGAUACAAAAAAUUAAAGUCAUACUUAGCAAUAUACUGCUGCAAUAUCUGCAUUAAAAAGGUAAAACAGUUGCAAAAUUAAUACCACCAUGAAGUACCGAUUAAUGAAAUAUAAACACCCAUAGGUGUACAAUCCUAUAAUGAUACAAAUCAGACCAACUAUUUACGUGCAUGUGUUCAGAACUAGGCAUCAUUUGAGAGGAAUUUUGAUUAUGAUAUUAUCUCUUUAUGUGCAGCAUUAGAAAAUGGAGACACUAAAAUUGCAAACACUUCAUCAUAGCAACACAUCACUGAUCAGCUGAGUGAACACAUGAUAAACUAGGUACCAGUGAUACCAUAAAUUCAGCUUGCAAUACAAAUUAAUUUACAAAAUUAUUAUUUUAUAUAAAUAAAUUGUGUGAAUAUUGCCUUAAAAUAUCUCGGGAGAACUGAUUCACUAAAAAGAAAUCCUACAAAAAAUAUAUCUAUUGCACUGCAAUUCGUCUAUUUGCAUCCAACAUUGAUUAUUUUUUUUUUUUUUUCGUUUUGCUCAGAUUUUAUGGAGCAAUGGUCAAAUGUUUUCUAGCGAUAUCUCUUACAGGCACAGGAUAUUAUAAAGCGGUGACAACACAGAAGCUGUUUUAUGGGAAGACAAAAGCAGUAAUCUAUACAUAAAAAACAAUUCUUUGUUAGUCCCACACUAGCCAAAGCAGUCUUUCAUCAAUAACUUGCAGGUCAUGGCUCUCUGAGCAGCCACCUCCAGCUUCAUCUGUGAAAGAUCACACUAACUACUGAAGCUAACACAAGUAUUGUAAUUUCUGGAAUCAAUUACUGUGUAAGUAUUUUGAUAUUUUACAUUUAAUAUCACAAUGGCCAAGCAAAUACAACCACAAUACUGUAUAUACAAAGCGAAGAAUAUUCUACAACAGAUAAUCAGUGAUUGCAGACUUAUAAUACACAGGAAAAUGUUCUGAGACUUAUCAGAAUUAUUUGCUGUGACUUGGCAACCUACACAAGCAUAGCCAACAUCUGACAAGAGGAGGACAAUUUAGUCAAUUUCUUACAAAAUAAAACUUAAAACUAUUAAAAAAAUUGUGUUCAUUAAUCACCAAAC
Schistocerca cancellata (South American locust) is the source of this 9263-nucleotide messenger RNA. It is a transcript of the gene gukh, whose product is annotated as serine-rich adhesin for platelets. The coding region runs from base 156 to 5618 and encodes 1820 amino acids. NCBI's taxonomy places the organism in Eukaryota, Metazoa, Arthropoda, Insecta, Orthoptera, Acrididae. Gene Ontology annotation, biological process: actin cytoskeleton organization; positive regulation of Arp2/3 complex-mediated actin nucleation. Gene Ontology annotation, molecular function: Arp2/3 complex binding; protein kinase A regulatory subunit binding. The record is from RefSeq and is a predicted model, not a curated record. The transcript has 13 exons. Gene Ontology annotation, cellular component: SCAR complex; cytoskeleton.